AUGUCGUCGAGAAGCGCGUGGCGUGGCCUGCAUUGGUGUGCUAAGAGACGGCCUCAGGUGCCCCAGACUCCCUACAGAUGCUUCUCCUGCACUGCUCGUCUUCAGACACCAGGCCAGCAGACCGAGGAGCGGAAGACUCACUUUGGUUUCGAGACGGUGCGGGAGUCCGAGAAGGAAUCAAGAGUUGGUGCGGUCUUUAGCUCGGUAGCAAGCUCAUAUGAUACGAUGAACGACUGCAUGUCACUCGGCAUUCACAGACUAUGGAAGGACUAUUUUGUGCGGUCGUUGAACCCCGGUCGCCAGUACGCACGCGAAAGCCCUGUAGAGAGUGGUAGCAGUGAUGCCGCCCAUCAAGGGUGGAAUAUCCUCGACGUUGCCGGCGGGACGGGAGACAUUGCCUUCCGCAUGCUCGACCACGCCACGAAUAUCAAGCAUGACCAAUACACCCGAGUGACGGUAGCUGAUAUAAACCCGGAUAUGCUGGCGGAGGGCAAAAAGCGGAGCCUCGAUACACCAUAUUAUAGAACCGAUAGGCUGUCCUUCAUGCAAGGCAAUGCAGAGUCAAUGCCGUCCAUACCAUCCAAUUCAGUCGACCUGUACACUGUCGCGUUUGGUAUCCGUAAUUUCACCAACAAGCAGGCCGCGUUGGAGGAGGCCUACCGCAUCCUCAAGCCAGGCGGUGUCUUUGCAUGUCUCGAAUUUAGCAAGGUGACGGUGGGCGUUGUCGAUGAGGUGUAUAAACGGUGGAGCUUCGGUGCGAUUCCGUUGAUCGGGCAGCUGGUGGCUGGAGACCGAGCCAGCUAUCAGUAUCUUGUCGAGAGCAUCGAGAGGUUCCCCAGCCAAGAGCAGUUCCGCGGAAUGAUUCGCAAAGCUGGCUUUAUCACUCCUGGCGAUGGCUAUGAGAACCUCUCUCUGGGAAUCGCAGCCAUCCACAAAGGCGUCAAGCCAUUGAAGUGA
Molecule: messenger RNA, 957 nt
Organism: Microsporum canis CBS 113480
Lineage: Eukaryota; Fungi; Ascomycota; Eurotiomycetes; Onygenales; Arthrodermataceae
Product: ubiquinone biosynthesis methyltransferase coq5
Exons: 2
Coding region: 1-957 (318 amino acids)
Biological process (GO): ubiquinone biosynthetic process
Molecular function (GO): methyltransferase activity
Source: RefSeq, a predicted model, not a curated record